Oryza sativa Japonica Group (Japanese rice) is the source of this 1417-nucleotide messenger RNA. Its product is annotated as mitochondrial phosphate carrier protein 3, mitochondrial. Gene Ontology annotation, biological process: mitochondrial phosphate ion transmembrane transport. Gene Ontology annotation, cellular component: mitochondrial inner membrane. Gene Ontology annotation, molecular function: phosphate transmembrane transporter activity. NCBI's taxonomy places the organism in Eukaryota, Viridiplantae, Streptophyta, Magnoliopsida, Poales, Poaceae. The record is from RefSeq and is a predicted model, not a curated record.
GCAGCGAAGCUCCAAACAACGAGGGGAACGAACGAACACCACAAGGUGUCCACAACACAAAGCCGCCCGGCCCGAGACGACGCGGCGAUCAAAGUCAUCCAACCACCACGAAACCACAGGGGCCAGCGUCGUGGCGACAGAGAUGGCGCCGCGCAACUCGCUGCUCCCGAGCUUCCUCUACGACGGGGUCGGCGGCGGCGGCGGGGGCGCGCCGGCGGUCGUCGCGGGGGCGCCGAGCGAGCCGCCGUUCGGGAUGAUCGAGCUGUUCUCGCCGGCAUACUACUCCGCCUGCGCCUUCGGCGGGGCCGCCGCGUGCGGGCUCACCCACGCCGCCGUGACCCCGCUCGACGUCAUCAAAUGCAACAUACAGAUCGACCCGACCAAGUACAAGAGCACGACGUCGGCGUUCGGCGUCGUGAUGCGGGAGCAGGGCGCGCGCGGCUUCUACAGGGGGUGGGCGCCGACGUUCCUCGGCUACAGCGCGCAGGGGGCGUUCAAGUACGGCCUGUACGAGGUGUUCAAGAAGGAGUACGCCGACAUGGCCGGGCCGGAGUACGCCGCCAGGUACAAGACCCUCAUCUACCUCGCCGGCUCGGCCACCGCCGAGGUGGCCGCCGACGUCGCGCUCUGCCCCAUGGAGGCCGUCAAGGUCCGCGUGCAGACGCAGCCCGGCUACGCCAGGGGGCUCAGCGACGGCUUCCCAAAGAUCGUCAGGAACGAAAGCUAUGCAGGUCUGUUCAGAGGCUUGGUUCCGCUUUGGGGGCGUCAGAUUCCUUAUACUAUGAUGAAAUUUGCGACGUACGAGAACAUCGUGGAGAUGGCAUACAAGCAUCUCAUCCCCACACCGAAGGAGCAAUGCAGCAAGCCUCUGCAGCUUGGAGUCAGCUUCGGGAGUGGCUACAUUGCUGGAGUCUUCUGCGCCGCCGUCUCGCACCCUGCUGACAACUUGGUCUCGUUUCUCAACAACUCCAAGGGCGCCACCGUUGGAGAUGCUGUCAAGAACCUUGGCCUCUGGGGCCUUUUCACCCGCGGCCUUCCUCUUCGCAUCCUCAUGAUCGGUACACUGACUGGAACUCAGUGGGUGAUCUAUGAUUCUUUCAAAGUUAUGGUUGGCCUGCCAACAACUGGUGGUGCUCCUGCUCCUGCUGCUAUCCCAAUCGGAGAACUGGCAGAGCUGAAAGCCUCUGCUUGAUCUUAUUGUAACAUUUUGUAUCCAUAUUUCAUUAUCAAAAUACGGAUUAGUAGCUGGGUGAUAUUGUUUUCUCUCCAUACAAAUUGUAACCUUUGGGUGAUAUUGUUUUUUUUUCAUUGUCCCAUGCAAAUAGUGCACCACCAUAAUGUAGACGUUAUUAAUUAGUACUUGGUGAAAAGUCAAAAAUAAUAAAUCAUACUCAGAAUAGUUCAAAUUUGGAUUGAA